AGGCUUCCGAGGGAAGUACCCGGAUGAAACCGCGGCUUGCACGAGCCCGCAGGUUCGGUUUCGCUUAACCCCGCCCCCCAGCGCUCGGGUCCAGCCUCACGUGAACGAGCCUCUGUUCACGUGAACGAGAGCGGAGGAAGGAAAAUAUUAACUCUGGAUUUAAGCGAAUUGGUAACUGAUCGUUUAACGUAUCGAUUUGAUUCGGGGCUAUUCAUGUUUUCAUGUCUGGAAGUAAUUCAUGGACCUAAUGAAUUACAUUUUAUUUUAUUUUCAUACAUGUUACUCCUGUAAAGAUGUACUAUUCUGGGUAUUUCACUUAAUUUUACUUUCAAUGUACUUCCAACAGAUACAGCAGCAGAUAAACUGUCAAUUAGAAACAGCGAGAAACCUGCAUUCAAACUGAUAUAGUAGGAGGAAAUAAGAUAAGAUUUUAAAACGGCAUUAUAUGGAUUUUCUGUACAGUUCAAACUCUUUGUAGAAACACAAAAAAGGUAUUUUGAUGUAUUUUGUGUCUUGUGUUCACAGUGCGCAUGCGCGGCUGAAACACGGGGUUGAAAUCAAAUCACGGAGAUUACCGCUACGUCAUUGGCGGAGCGGUCGCUGGUUGGUUGAGCGACGCUGCCUAAUCUAACCGCCGUGGUGCCGCUAAGAGGAGGUGGGGUCACCAUGUUGGAUCGUCCGCUCGUCACAGUUUGACUAAAUAUAGUUGUUGCUUUGAAUAACGUCGGUGGAAGCGGAGCCGAAGCCAAAGACUCCGGCGGCUUCCUCUUCUCUUCCGGCGGCGGCGGAGGGAUCUGUGGACGCGCGCGCCGAGCGGCUAACGUUAGCUCCUCACUGACAGGUCGAAGCUGCUCGCUAGCUCGUCACUGGGAUCGUUGGGACUGAGCUCACGAGGAUUACUUUGUUGAUCGUAUGUGCGGUUCACCCGCCGCGGACGGGUGCUCCUGAGCGGCGGCAGCCCGCUUAACACCCGGCUGUCAAUGGGGGGGAGGUCACGUUAAGUAGUUCCCGUUUGUUGUUGUUUUUAUUUGUUUAAUCAUGGCCGAAGCUCCGCCAGUUUGACGAAUUGGUUUGUUUCCGUUUGUCGUCACACUAUGUGAGAGGAGCGGAUGAGGCCUGGGCCCGACCGCUGGGGCUUGGACCACCGCUCCGGUGCUCCCCGGAUCAGCAGCGUUAAUCACGGCUCGCAGAUUACCCCGGCCUGCAGCAGCUCCACCUGCAGCUCCACCUGCAGCAGCGGGAGGAGGUGGGAACAGCACCUUCACUUGGACCCGUGGGGCAAAGUUAGAGCCGCUCACAUCCGCGCUGUCCAUCAGGUCCGCGAGGCUGCAUCUCCCCUAGAGUGUGGGGGGAGGAGGGGGGACAACUUUGAGUUUCUUUCAUUUGUAUUUAUCACAGUUUUCUUGUUCAGUUGGAGUUUGGUUAGUCUUCCUGCACAGAUGUUCUCCAUCAGUAGGACUUUGACUUAGAGGGGGGGGGCACAUGGUUUGCAUUAUGAUGAGGACAUAAAGCUGCAGGUGUUGGAUCAUUGAAACCUUUAAGUUCAUCAUCAUCAUCAUCGUCCUCAGUGAAUGGCUCUUUGCGGCGCCACGGCUACACAUGUUACAAAAAUGAUGGCCGCUUACAACAGUGGCUCCUCGACGGUAGCCGCCCACCACCCGCAUCACCACCAGCUCCCGCACCUCCCGCCCCCCAACUUGCAACACCACCACCACAACAACAACCACCACGUGGGCCAGCAUCACCUGCAGCACCCUGGCUCCGCCGCCGCCGCCGCCCUGCACUCGGUCCAGCAGCAAGCCUACUUCCCCUCCCCCGCCCCGGGGCAAGCCCCCGGGCCGGUGGCAGCCGCGGCCCCGGGCCAGGUCCCGGUCCAGGUCCCGGGCCAGGUGCAAGCCGCUGCAGUCAAAGCGCACCACCACCGGCACCACCUGCAGCCGCAGCUGGACAUGGAGCCCGACCGGCCCAUCGGGUACGGGGCGUUCGGGGUCGUCUGGUCAGUGACGGACCCCCGAGACGGGAAGAGGGUGGCCCUCAAAAAGAUGCCCAACGUCUUCCAGAACCUCGUUUCCUGCAAGAGGGUCUUCAGGGAGCUGAAGAUGCUGUCCUUCUUCAAACAUGAGAACGUCCUCUCUGCGCUGGACAUCCUCCAACCUCCUCACAUUGACUACUUUGAGGAGAUCUACGUGGUGACUGAACUGAUGCAGAGUGACCUCCAUAAGAUCAUCGUGUCGCCUCAGCCCCUGAGCUCGGACCACGCCAAGGUCUUCCUCUACCAGAUUCUACGGGGACUGAAAUACCUUCAUUCUGCUGGCAUUCUACACCGAGAUAUCAAGCCUGGAAACCUGCUGGUCAACAGCAACUGUGUGCUCAAGAUCUGUGACUUCGGCCUGGCUCGGGUGGAGGAGUCUGACGAGUCGCGUCACAUGACUCAGGAAGUGGUGACCCAGUACUACCGGGCUCCAGAGAUCCUCAUGGGGAGCCGCCACUACUCCAACUCCAUCGACAUCUGGUCCGUGGGCUGCAUCUUCGCUGAGCUGCUGGGGAGACGCAUCCUCUUCCAGGCCCAGAGUCCCAUCCAGCAGCUGGAUCUCAUCACGGACCUGCUGGGGACGCCCUGCAUGGAGGCCAUGAGGACGGCGUGCGAAGGCGCCCGUACGCACAUCCUCAGAGGACCUCACAAGCAGCCAUCACUUCCUGUCCUGUACUCGCUGUCUGGCCAAGCGACCCACGAGGCGGUGCACCUCCUCUGCAGGAUGCUGGUGUUCGACCCGGCCAAGCGGAUCUCGGCGAAGGACGCGCUGGCCCACCCGUACCUGGACGAGGGGCGCCUGCGCUACCACACCUGCAUGUGCAGGUGCUGCUACAGCAGCUCCCCCGGGCGCGUCUACACCAGCGACUUCGAGCCCGUCACAGAGCCCAAGUUCGAUGACGGCUUUGAGAAGAACCUGAGCUCCGUGAGACAGGUCAAAGAGAUCAUCCACCAGUUCAUCCUGGAGCAGCAGAAGGGGAGCCGGGUGCCGCUCUGCAUCAACCCUCAAUCCGCUGCUUUCAAAAGCUUCAUCAGCUCCACCGUGGCUCAGCCCUCUGAAAUGCCUCCGUCUCCGCUGGUGUGGGAGUAGCCUUCAUCAUCGUUGCCCCCCCCCCGGCUGAUGAGCUGCUGAACUGGGACCAACGUGGUCCAUCGUGGCCUCACAGGUCCACUGUGUGAGUGCAUGAGGAGAAACCCACCGAGUGUUGCUUCAAUAAGGGGGGGGGGAUGCCCAGUAGACCAAAUCUGAAUGUUCCAUCUUGUUGCUCCGGUUAGAUGAGAUUUAGAAGUUGUUGUACAUUUUUUAACGUAUAUAUUAAUAUAAAUCUAAAGAAGUCUAUUUUAACAUUUUAACCCCAUUCGGCCACAGCUUGUACUUAUUGAACGAUUAAUAAGCCAAAGAUCAGGAGCCUCGUGUACAAACAAAUCAGUGUGUGUUUGUUGGCCAAACCCCACAAAAAAUAAUAAGUGUAAGAAAUAGAUGUGUGUGUGUGUGUGUGUGUGUGUGUGUGUGUGUGUAUGAGGCCCCUGAACAUCUGUUUAUGAAACGUUUUGAGCAGCGUGAUAAUGAAACUGUUCCUGGUUGAAUAAGGAAAUGUUGAUUAUAAAGUCUUAGAGUUCUGGCCAGAGGUGGGAUCAAGUCACUGUUAGGCAAGUCUCAAGUCAUUGCCCUCGAGUCCCGAGUCAAGUCGAGUCAAAGACGAAGCAAGUCCCAAGUCGAGUCACAAGUCGUACCAUUUUAGUUUCGAGUCAUUUCGAGUCCUUUUAUUAUAGUGGGGACGGGGAACCCUGGGUGAUGGUGCGCUGCCUCACAGACCAUGAACGAGCUGUCUCGUUGAUACGGUCAAAUGGACUGCAGUGAUUGGAUGUUGUUCAGGCAGCGCUCUCUGCAUACAGGUGGCGCACAUUUAUUUGACAGAUGCAGAUAAACAGAGCGGCGCGGUGGUGUGAAAAUAUUUUCCCCCAGUUUUCAUGGGAAGUAGCAAGUCUUCUCGAGUCAAAAGGCUCGAGUCCAAGUCAAGUCACGAGUCAUCGGUGUUCAAGUCCAAGUCGAGUUGCAAGUCUUUGUACGUUUUGUCGAGUCGAGUCUCAAGUCAUCAAAUUCAUGACUCGAGUCUGACUCGAGUCCAAGUCACAUGACUCGAGUCCACACCUCUGGUUCUGGGGAUAUAAAUCUUGUAUUUAAUUCUACGAGUCUCUUCCUUGGAUGUGUGUGUCUGUCGGGACCUUCGUGGUUACGUGAUGACGACUGGAGGAGCAACAGAAGUCUGAUCUUUUUUUUUUCUCCUCGUUAAUUAUUGUUUCUGUUGAAAUGAGCUGAGGCGUCGUGAUUCCUUGCCGUCGCGACCUUUGACCUCUGUCCCUGAGCGGGUCACUAUGAGACUGAGAGGUAUCCUCUGGAGACGGAAAUGGACCCAAAGGACACGCUGGAUAGAAGACAAAGUGUCUCUGACCCAGCGGGUUUGCUCUCUACCUCCCGAGCUCAGUGACUUGGCUUCCUGUUGGUCCAAUGUCUCUCUGACCAGUUUUGAAUGUUCAUUUGAGGCUUUUAUACUGCCCCCCCCCCCACGCAAACACCUGACAUUAGAUGUGUAUUAUUAUGAAUAAUAGCCAAGAUGUCCUCCGACUGUUAGUCCUCGUUUACGCCAUGUUUUUUCGGGGGAGGGGCUAGUCCAGGCGAUUUCUAGACAUUCACAUGAUGUAGGCGUAUCCAUGGUAACGUGCACUGACCUCAUGUUUUUAAAAGUACUUCACACUUAAUCUUCUAUGUUAAGUCACUGGCGUUUAAGAGCAGCCACAUUGCAUUGUGGGAUAUUUAGGCCCUGCAUACUGUAAUAUUUGGUUCUCUACAAUGUUUAAGUAUUAAAUAUAAAUCCAUGUUAGGCAGCAGCUCAUCCAAUCAGAAUCCUGUAUUCAUGUUUAUCUAGUCUGUCUUUUUAAAUCCAGUCAGUGUUUAGUUCAUUAGAAUCAUAUGAUUUAAUUUAGUUGUGUUUCUCAUUUUUUAAUUGAUUCAUGCAUAUUAAGGAUAGACUUUCUUUGAUCUCCAGUUGAAGCAAAGUGAUUUACUCUGAUUGGUUCUCUGAUCUCAUCUGAUUUAUGUCACUGUAGAUUGAAAUCUUUAUUUAAUUAUUUUAUUAUUUAGCUAUUUUCUUAAAUCACAUAAUUAUGGAUGAACGUUAUAAAGGCUCGUAGUCAGAUUCCAGUCAUGAGGAAUGUGUGUUAUUGAUCGUAGGGCGUUCCCUGUAUUUAUGAGGACUAUCGGCCUGCUUAUUGGAGGAUUUUCUCAGGAAUGAGCAUGUGACAUGUGUUCAGUGGAAGGACCCCCCCCCCUUCUGUUUCACCUCUUGUAUGACUCUCAUUUUAAAUAUUACAGUAAUAACCUCCACUCAAAACUACUGGAUUCCUUUUAUUUACUAUCCUACAAUGUUUGUAUAUUUGAUGUUCUAAUCAGAUGCAUUGUAAUUUAAAUACAACCUGCAGUGUGUAUGUAUGUGUGUGUAUAUAUAUAUAUAUACACAUACAUACAUACACACGUGUGUACAGUACAAAACGUACAGAACUCAGGCGUCUGCUGUCAUGUAUGGAAAAGUGUUAGGUCAUCAAAUAUUGAUGAGCACAUUAAAUGUGACGUUAAACGAAGCUUGUGUGUGUUUUCUUUCAUCGAUCACCAAUUUUAUAAAUACACGUUUGUAUUAUGGGAGUUGGUGUACGUUUAUAAUAUUAAUCUUGUUCUUUAAAUUAAUAUCGUAAUAUCAGGUUAUAACCGCGUCGCUUCGUGUGUGGCUUUAUUUUGAAGGUUAUUACCGGAAGUGUACUUGGGUUCCUCCUAGCUAGCUUGAUGACGUUGCACGUUCUGCCACGUCGAGCUUCGCGAGGAAACUCCGCUUCUCAACUUACUGUCGCUACUUUCUACGGUACCGCCGUGAGGAGGGACCCGCUCAUUGUCCCCGAGGACCGGAGGAACCGUCCGGUUGGCUUCAAUUCUCCGCUGUCA
Molecule: messenger RNA, 6026 nt
Organism: Pungitius pungitius (ninespine stickleback)
Lineage: Eukaryota; Metazoa; Chordata; Actinopteri; Perciformes; Gasterosteidae
Gene: nlk2
Product: nemo-like kinase, type 2
Exons: 11
Coding region: 1572-3122 (516 amino acids)
Biological process (GO): intracellular signal transduction; protein phosphorylation
Cellular component (GO): cytoplasm; nucleus
Molecular function (GO): MAP kinase activity; ATP binding
Source: RefSeq, a predicted model, not a curated record